AGGGAGGCGAUGGACUGAGCGGAGCCGCGCCAUGGAGUCUCGGGGCUUGCUGAGGACCCUCUGUUGGCUCUGCGCUCUUGGAGCAGUGUGGGGGCUUGGUGUGGAUCCCUCGCUGCAGAUUGAUGUCCUGACGGAGUUGGAACUGGGGGAGUCCACGGCCGGAGUGCGCCAGGUCCCGGGGCUGCACAAUGGGACCAAAGCCUUCCUCUUUCAAGAUACUCCCAGAAGCAUAAAGGCAUCCACUGCUACAGCUGAGCGGUGUUUUCAGAAGCUGAGAAAUAAACAUGAAUUCACUAUUCUGGUGACCCUGAAACAGAGCCACUUAAAUUCCGGAGUCAUUCUCUCCGUUCACCACUUGGAUCACAGGUACCUGGAACUGGAAAGCAGUGGCCAUCGGAAUGAGGUCCGGCUUCACUACCGCUCGGGCAGUCAGCGCCCUCACACAGAAGUGUUUCCUUACAUGCUGGCUGACGACAAGUGGCACAAGCUCUCCUUGGCCAUCAGUGCCUCCCAUUUGGUUUUGCACGUGGACUGCAAUAAAAUUUAUGAGAGAGUGGUGGAAAAGCCCUCCACAGACCUGCCUGUGGGCACGACAUUUUGGCUGGGACAACGAAAUAACGCACAUGGAUAUUUCAAGGGUAUAAUGCAGGAUGUGCAAUUAGUUGUCAUGCCCCAAGGAUUUAUUGCUCAGUGUCCAGAUCUAAAUCGCACAUGUCCAACUUGCAAUGACUUCCAUGGACUUGUGCAGAAAAUUAUGGAGCUGCAGGAUAUUUUAGCCAAAACAUCAGCCAAGCUGUCCCGAGCCGAGCAGCGGAUGAACAGACUAGACCAGUGCUACUGUGAGAGGACCUGCACCGCAAAGGGAGCCACCUACCGAGACCUGGAGUCCUGGACAGACGGCUGUAACAACUGCACGUGCCUGAAUGGAACUGUCCAGUGUGAAACCCUGGCCUGCCCGGUGCCUGAGUGCCCGCUGAAGUCAGCUCCGGCGUACGUGGACGGCAGGUGCUGUAAGGAGUGCAAAUCCAUUUGCCAAUUUCAAGGAGGAACCUACUUUGAAGGAGAGAGAAGUACGGGCUACUCCUCCUCUGGAGUGUGCGUCCUGUAUGAGUGCAAGGAUCAGACCAUGAAGCUUGUCGAGAGUCCAGUCUGCCCAGCUUUGGACUGUCCUGAGUCUCAGCAGAUCACCUUGUCUCAUAGCUGCUGCAAAGUCUGUAAAGGUUAUGACUUCUGCUCUGAAGGGCACAGCUGCAUGGAGAACUCCGUGUGCCGCAGUCUGAACGACAGGGCCGUUUGCAGCUGUCGAGACGGCUUCAGGGCUCUGCGAGAGGACAGUGCCUAUUGUGAAGACAUGGACGAGUGUGCUGAGGGGCGCCACUACUGCCGCGAGAACACAGUGUGUGUCAACACCCCCGGCUCCUUCAUGUGCGUCUGCAGGGCGGGCUACAUCCGCAUUGACGAUUACUCAUGUACAGAGCACGACGAGUGCGCCACAGGUCAGCACGACUGCGAUGACAACGCCUUGUGCUUCAACACCGUGGGAGGACACAACUGUGUCUGCAAGCCUGGCUAUGUGGGCAACGGAACCACGUGCAAAGCAUUUUGCAAAGACGGCUGUCGAAACGGAGGAGCCUGCAUCGCAGCUAACGUGUGUGCCUGCCCCCAGGGCUUCACCGGACCCCGCUGUGAAACAGACAUUGACGAAUGCUCUGAAGGCUUUGUGCAGUGUGACAGCCGCGCCAGCUGCAUUAACCUGCCUGGAUGGUACCACUGCGAGUGCCGGGACGGCUACCAUGACAACGGGCUGUUCUCUCCGAGUGGGGAGUCGUGCGAAGAUGUCGACGAGUGUGGGACCGGGAGGCACAGCUGUGCCAACGACACCAUCUGCUUCAACCUGGAUGGUGGCUAUGACUGCCGGUGCCCUCACGGCAAGAACUGCACCGGGGACUGCAUCCACGAUGGGAAGGUGAAGCACAGCGGUCAGAUCUGGGUGCUGGAGAGCGACCGCUGCUCCGUGUGCUCAUGUCAGAGCGGAUUCGUCAUGUGUCGACGGAUGGUCUGCGACUGUGAGAAUCCCACAGUUGAUCUUUUCUGCUGCCCUGAAUGUGACCCCAGGCUCAGCAGUCAGUGCCUCCACCAAAAUGGGGAGACGGUGUACAACAGCGGUGACACCUGGGUCCAGCGCUGCCAACAGUGCCGCUGCUUGCAAGGGGAGGUCGACUGCUGGCCCCUGCCCUGCCCAGAUGUGGAGUGCGAGUUCAGUGUCCUCCCGGAGAGCGAGUGCUGCCCGCGCUGCGUCGCUGAUCCCUGCCAGGCGGACACCAUCCGCAAUGACAUCACCAAGACCUGCCUGGAUGAGAUGAGUGUGGUCCGCUUCACCGGGUCCUCGUGGAUUAAGCAUGGCACAGAGUGUACGCUCUGCCAGUGCAAGAACGGACACAUCUGUUGCUCUGUGGAUCCACAGUGCCUUCAGGAACUGUGAAGUCAAGCGUCUCAGAGGAGAUUUCCUUUUACAGAAUGUUCUUUCAUUUAAAAGACCAAAAAACCGUUAAAACUUCAAUUGGAUGAUUUGUGGGCAGUGACAUGCAGCUUUGUUAACGACUAAGUGAACUUUCAAUUAUGAAAUGUGUGGAGCUUGAGAAAAUCACAAAAGCAAAGUUCUUAGGGCAACACUACAUCACAUUCUGUCUCCAGUGUACCUGGCGUCGCCAUGCAGGAUGGGUGUGGAGCGUGGCCGCAGUGCCGUGGUCCCUGGGCGGGAGCCUGAGCCCCGCCAGUCUGGUGCAGAAGACCUUUCUCUAGAGCAGAGUCCUCACGGCAGAGACAGAGGUGAGGCAGUGGACGGAUGCUGCUUUCAGAAGCGAGACUAAGCAGCUGCAGCGUGUUAUGUACAGUACACACUCUGAGAAGAAACCCGAAACGAGUUAGUCACAACGACAAUGCACAGGCAUGGUUACCUAACUUUUCUAACAGCAGAGUCAUCCCUGUCGCCCUUGUUUGACUGCACUUAAUAUUCUUUGGUUGAAUUUGUUCAGUAUAAGCUCGUUCUUGUGCAAAAUUAAAUAUUUCUCUUACCUUAUAA
This is a messenger RNA of Oryctolagus cuniculus (rabbit), 3082 nucleotides long. RefSeq names its product neural EGFL like 2 (gene NELL2). Gene Ontology annotation, molecular function: heparin binding; protein kinase C binding; calcium ion binding. The record is from RefSeq and is a predicted model, not a curated record. NCBI's taxonomy places the organism in Eukaryota, Metazoa, Chordata, Mammalia, Lagomorpha, Leporidae. Gene Ontology annotation, cellular component: cytoplasm.